AUAAUUUAAUGAAUGAGUGAAUAAAUAUUAAAUUGAAAAUUUUAGAAUUCUAAUUCUUAUUAAAUUAUUAGUAAAAUUUAAUUUUUGAUACUUUCAAAUAAUUUAAUAAUUCAAACUUGAUAAUUAUUUGGUCAACUUGGGGGUAGAAGGAUUGUUUUUAGUUUGAUCGAAUUAAACCCUCCCUUCUGGAAAAUAAAAACACUAAACCCUCCAUUUCUCUCCGCCAUCGAAAGCCAUGAUCAUUAACAAGCUAAGCCACCUAGCCACCGUUACCACCGCUACCACCGCAGCUGUAACGGCGGCGCCACCACUCUAUCGACUUCUUAAGCUCACUGAUAGCCUAUUCCAUGGUGCUGCGCAGCCGCAACCUGACACCGACUACUGGUACUACUACCCACCAUCACAACAGGAGUCUCUUCGUGACGAGCUUGUUCGUUCAACUCCAGUGGCUGACACCGAUGGCUCCGUCCCUCUAAGAGGAGUGCAGUGGGCGUUCAUCGGAAGCCCACGCGCCAAGAAGCGCGUGUACGCUGUAAUGUUGUCGAAACUUCUAGAAGUUCCCCAUAUUACAAUGGCGAGCCUUGUUCGGCAAGAACUCAGCCCUAACUCUAAUCUUUACAAACAGAUUGCAAAUGCAGUUGAUCAUGGGGAGCUAGUUAACGAGGAUAUUAUAUUGGGGUUAUUGUCGAAGAGGUUGGAAGAUGGGCAUUACAGAGGUGAAACUGGCUUUAUUCUGGAUGGAAUUCCUCGAUCACGGACUCAAGCUGAGAUUCUGGAUCAACUUGCUGAGAUUGAUCUUGUAGUGAAUUUCAAAUGCACUGAAGAUUUAAUGAUGAACAAUCAAGGUGAAGCUUCAUGGACUGAGAGACUCCAAGACUAUAUCAAACAGAGUAAGGUGGUAGAAGAAUAUUACAAGAACCAGAAAAAGCUUCUUGAGUUUCAAAUAGGCAAUGCAUCUAUGGAGACAUGGCGAAGGCUUUUGACUGCAUUGCAUCUACAACAUAUAAAUGCUGCUUGGCAUUUACAGAAACCGACUGUAAGUUCAAGUUUGCCCUAAACUCUUGAUUGCAGUGUUUUCAGAACCAGACCGGCUGGACCGGGAACUGGCUGGUAGAUUGGUCCGGAACAAGGCUAAAAACUGGUUGACCCAUGAACCGAUACAACACUAAUUGAACCAGAUUUUAUAAUUUUUUUUUUAAUGUAUAUGAAUUUUUAAUAAUUUAUUUGAUUUGAACUAGUUGGACCGUGAACCGGUGACUUUUAACGGUUCGACCACUUGUUUGGUUCCGAAAACAUUGUAUAUACUGGUUCAAACUCGAGCAUAUAACUAAA
Molecule: messenger RNA, 1332 nt
Organism: Gossypium arboreum
Lineage: Eukaryota; Viridiplantae; Streptophyta; Magnoliopsida; Malvales; Malvaceae
Product: probable adenylate kinase 7, mitochondrial
Exons: 6
Coding region: 236-1057 (273 amino acids)
Biological process (GO): nucleobase-containing compound metabolic process
Cellular component (GO): cytoplasm; mitochondrion
Molecular function (GO): ATP binding; AMP kinase activity
Source: RefSeq, a predicted model, not a curated record